This is a messenger RNA of Caenorhabditis briggsae, 918 nucleotides long. It is a transcript of the gene Cbr-ubxn-1, whose product is annotated as Protein CBR-UBXN-1. Gene Ontology annotation, molecular function: protein binding. The coding region runs from base 1 to 918 and encodes 305 amino acids. The transcript has 5 exons. The record is from RefSeq and is a predicted model, not a curated record. NCBI's taxonomy places the organism in Eukaryota, Metazoa, Nematoda, Chromadorea, Rhabditida, Rhabditidae.
AUGUCCAUUGCUCAACAACUCGUCGAUAUGGGAUUCCCAGCUGAUAAAGCUGAAGCAGCAGCAGGAAACAACAGAAAUCUGGAUCAGGCACUCGAUUGGAUCGAGAAAGAUGGAGCCGGUGUCCCAAUGGAAACUGAGAAUCCAGCCUCCGGUACAGACGGAAGUUCGGCAAUGGUAGAUGAGGAGAGUGUCUCGGCGGCAGCUGCCAGCUUCAAAUGCGAUGACUGCGGGAAGCUUCUCGCUAACGAAGACGCAAUCAUGUUUCAUGCUACGAAGACGAAGCAUGAAAAUUUCAGUGAGAGUCAAGAACAAAUCAAGCCACUCACACCGGAAGAAAAAGCUGCCAAGGUUCUGGAAAUUCGCGAGAAAAUCAAGGUUCAUCAAGCGAAAAAGGCCAAAAUUGAAGCAGAAGAAGCUCGUGAGAAAGAGCGCAAGCGCCGUGAAGAUGGAAAAGCUAUGAUCGCUCACAAGGAAGCAGCGAGAGACCGUGAGAUUCGGGAAGCGGCUCAACAACGUCGUCGAGAGAAAACAGAAGACGAAAUCGCAAGACAACGGGUUCUUGAACAAAUCAAGGCAGAUAAAGAAGCUCGUAAGGCGAAGGCAGCUGGGCAACCUGUUCCGGAGCCAAAACCAGCAGCUUCUGUUGCUCCGGUGGUCGCUGCUCCACCAAAGGACUACAAGUCUACUACUCUACAGUUCCGUCUUCUAGAUGGACAAAUAGUGCGACAACAGUUCCAAGCUGAUGAACCGCUCGCUAUGGUUCGAGCCUGGAUCGAUACUAAUCACGCUAACGGUGUAGGGUUCUCCCUAAUGACUCCAUUCCCGAGAAAGGUGUUCACGGAAGAUGACAUGGGUACUCCACUCAAGGCCUUGAAUUUGGUUCCAUCGGCCAACAUCGUCCUUAACCGCUUGGGCUGA